AUGGACAAAAGGCAACUCAUCGGCAGCGCCACCAGGUACAUCGCCGGCAGGAAUGCUGUGCAGACAGUGUACUGGAGGAAGUCCGCGGAGAACAGCAAGGGGCUCGUCAAGACGACCAGGAUGACAUUCUUCGGCAAAAACGAGGGACCAAACAAAGUUGACAGUGCAGAAAUGUUCGCGAGAGUGCGAGAAAGUUGGGCUACGACAGCCUAUAAGUGCCCACUGCUGAGCAAAGGCCUCUUCUCAUACGGAGAAGGUGCAGACACAGAAGAUGAAGAUCCUGGUGCCACUCAGCCUGACGAAGCAGUCGAGCUUGGUCGUGGAUUACCGCCACCUGCUCUAGCUGCGAGGCUGCCUGUCGACGAUGGGCAACAACCAUCUACGUCCGGGAUUCAGAGGCAUACAAGUGCUUCAGCCACACCUGCCGCUGAGGUGUACCAAGAGCAGGAGCCUGCCGCAGAGUCUGGGCCAGGGCUAUCCAUGCCCCUACUGGACUAA
Molecule: messenger RNA, 498 nt
Organism: Spodoptera exigua (beet armyworm)
Lineage: Eukaryota; Metazoa; Arthropoda; Insecta; Lepidoptera; Noctuidae
Source: the annotation of a GenBank genome assembly